AUGUAUAGUUCCUCACGGUUGCCCCAACAACGCGGCGGUGGAAGCCUGUCAACAACGGCGAACGUGGGAUCGUCCGAUCAGCUUGUUGUCCGACAGCCACCCUCGUGGACUCAACUGCCGUCUCCCAUGGCGAGAUUGAACGACGACUCGCGUCGGGAUUCAUCCUGCACAUCGGAUCCCGCACGUCACGACGCCGAUUCCGCAGGCGAAGACACCGGGCCCGACUCCGAACACAAUUCAUCCGCAUCAUCCACGCGUCAAUCAGCAAGCGACAUCUUCGGCCGCGACAUGGACGAGGAACUGGAACAGCUAAAAUCAACAACGUCCAGUCGCUCGUCCCUGUCUUCAGGGCCAACAUCCGUCCUCGUGCACUCCCUCGACGACCUGAAAUCUGCGCAUUCAAUGGAUCCCCACGAAAAAGUCUCCCUAUACACCACCCACGAAGAUGACGAGGCAGUAUUUGGUGGUUUCGGAAAUCCGCCGCGAUCAAUACACACUCUUCGUACGCGCGAAGCUGCUUUCCGCAAACCGAGCUCUGUGAGGGCAAUGCAGAUGCACACAGAGGACGAAGCGGAUGAGGACGACUACUUGACACCCCCGAGACGCCGACCAGGGUUGCGAUCGCCUGGCUCCUCCCCGCUGAAACGCUCGCCAUACUAUUCACCCAGCGCAUCUGCGAAGAAGCACACGGUUCAAAAGGAAUACCCACUUGUACUCCUUCAUUGCAAUUUGCUCUCGCCGUCCCUGCCUAUACCUGGCGCGGCUGACCCUCAUAAUCACAAACUUCUUGCCGAGGUCCUACCGCCACCGUAUUGGAAGCGAUGGCAGAGAUUGCAGGAGAAAGUUGGGUCCGGUGUACUACGUGACCGAGGCGUGCUGAUUACCCACCCGGAGGAUAUGUAUGAUUUGUUGGAGGAACGAUUGCUGGAAAGUCUGGAACUACGACGCUCUAGGCUUCACAACGGCCACUUCCUGAGUAGCGAUGAUGGAAAUCCGGACUCGGAGGAAGAUUUCUCGGAUAGGGGAGAAAGCGAGACGGAUGGUGAGCAGGGCGAGGAGUGUCCCGAUUGCGGAGGCCGUUAUUUGCGGCAUGCAGACGAGAACCGCAAAUGGGAGAUCAGAGUAUUCGCAGCAAAUGGCCUGAUGCGUGCCGGAGCUUGGGCAACUGCUUGGAAGGAAAUGGAGAAAGUCGAUGUCGAGGUCGGGCUCUGGUUGCCGCCAGAUGUUCGCCGAGAUCUGAAGAGAAGAUUGUCACAGGAGCGGACAAUGAUCUUGGAAAAUGUUGACUCUCGGGCAUCUCUCAGGAGUGAUACAGAGCUCCAGGGCACUGAGGGCCUACGUUUGCCUGUUUCGCAACAUCUUCGAACGCCCAGCAAUACAAGCACCUUCCUACCCGACAAUUCGCCAUCACCCUUUCCAGCUCCUCAACAUCGACCAGACUCCGGAGCAUCCGGUAGCCCAGUCAGCAAGCAGCCUGAGAUUGCCUUGCAAACGCUUAUCAUCAACUAUAUCCGCGUGCUAGCAAGCGACAGACGAAACGUUGCGCUAUUCGUGCUGAGCAUUCUCGUGGCCUUUCUUUCCAUAGGUUCUUGGCAGCAACAGCCACCGCAAUAUUCCGAUAUGCGGCCAUUCCCCCACGACAUGUUUGAGUCGGCCUCGGUGUCAAGUGUUAGCGUUAUGCAGUCUUCACUAUCCUCGGCAAGCAUUGAUGCCACCGGUAGCAGCGCGAUUUCUAGCCCGCUGAAUGAUAUCCCGGUAGCCCAGACAAUGAUACCGGUUGUUAAAGAGGAGGCUGUUUCUUUGUCGCGCUCUGUCGAGUUUUCGGUGUCACCAACAGGCGAGCCAGAGGAGCAAUCAGCAGAACCGGAUCUUUUGGAUGAAGUUCAAUCUGGCACAUCAGAAACGGUGGAAGAAUCAUACUGA
Molecule: messenger RNA, 1923 nt
Organism: Penicillium riverlandense
Lineage: Eukaryota; Fungi; Ascomycota; Eurotiomycetes; Eurotiales; Aspergillaceae
Exons: 1
Coding region: 1-1923 (640 amino acids)
Source: RefSeq, a predicted model, not a curated record